Molecule: messenger RNA, 513 nt
Organism: Cuscuta epithymum
Lineage: Eukaryota; Viridiplantae; Streptophyta; Magnoliopsida; Solanales; Convolvulaceae
Source: the annotation of a GenBank genome assembly
CUCCAACAAGAAUUGGCCCGACAUAAUAACCGCUUUCUACAACAACAACAAAUGCCGACGACCAUUGACGAAGAGGAGCUUGAGGAUGAAGAUGCGGAGGAAUUGGAACCGGAGACGGCCGAGGAGGAGGGUGCCGGCAGCCACGACGCCGACGCGCCUGCCUCAUCCCAAACCGCCACCGUUGAUUUUGAAGAAAAUGAUGACUUUGACGUUCUAGACUGGUGGAAGUCAAAAGAAAGAACGUUCCCGAUUUUAGCACGGAUGGCUAAGCAAGUACUAUCAAUGCCGGUUUCAACAGUUGUUGUGGAACAAGAAUUUAGUUCGGCCGGCAACGUCCUAACGGCAUCUAGAUCGAGAUUGAGCGCGGAGUCUCUUGAGACGCUUAUAUGCUACCACGAUUGGUUGAAGGCCGCACGUAGAACUCAAGAAUUGAGCAUCACCCCCUCCCAAAAUUUUAUGGAUGACUCAACAACCGAUGGUGGCUCUACCUAUGCCGGAGAUUCCGAUUGAUUA